Molecule: messenger RNA, 2112 nt
Organism: Phytophthora nicotianae INRA-310
Lineage: Eukaryota; Oomycota; Peronosporomycetes; Peronosporales; Peronosporaceae
Exons: 3
Coding region: 1-2112 (703 amino acids)
Source: RefSeq, a predicted model, not a curated record
AUGCAGUCGACUCCUCUUCGCAUCGGCGAUCUUGCCUUUGUCGGACCGCUCCAUGCACCAGCACUACCGCGGUUUGGCUACGUGCGGGUGAGUCGCCUUGAUGGCGACACCGUUUACGUGAGCAAGGUCGAACCGGAGGAUGAAGAAGAGGAAUUCGCGGUUGUGCUGGCCACCAUCAUGGCUCGCAAGGUAGGCACCUCGGAGAUUACGUUGUUACCAGGAUCCUAUGUAGGUCGUCUCGUGGCAUUUGUUCACCCUAUCGGAUCUACAACCAUCUCGGUGCGCCUACUAGAUCCUCCUCAGAUCAUCAAGGUCGACCCAAUCAACUAUGCUCUACAAGUGGGUGCCACGGUGUCGGACAUGUUCCUCAACGACCGGGAAUUAUUGCAACAGCAGGUUUGCGUCACGUUACAGAAGCGUAGAAGUGUCACGCCGGCGACUAUCAAGCAGUUGGCUACAACACCCUUCGAACUCGACUCGCUAGUUCCGCUCGUUCGACUUCAUGACCUACAAGUAGUUCAGGUUCGUCGCCAGCAUAUUCUCGAUUGUACUUCUGGACCCCGAAAGAAGAACACCCUGGAUUUUUACAGAGAUCCCAGUGUGACGGAGGGACAAGCACCGACCGCUUCAAGCGCCGAGACUUUAACGCCUUCUGACACUGCCGAGGAGGACGGUUUCAACUUUGAUGUCGGCUCAGAUGACGACGCCAUCGCGUCGGUUCAGCACCAGCAUCGUAUUCUAGGCAAGCGCACCCGGCACUCCCCGGUCGAGGGUUCUUUGUUCGACAGCCAGACAGCUGAUACGGAACAGCCACUGCCCAAAGGAUCCUUUCGACCAUCUUCCAUUCAGCGGCAAGUGCAUCGGACUGUCGUUCAACCACAAUUUUCAGGUAAGCAUCCUCAAUCUUUGCUUGAAUCUAUGCAGCAGUCAAUUCAUGUACAGUUCCUCGUUCCACCCCCAAUUCUCCGAGGCCUCUACGUAUUUAGUUUCGGCUGCCGAGGACUAUCCGUUAUGCACUGCAAGCCGGCACAACUAAUGGAUCGUGUAGAGGCUUUAGAGUCCGCUUCUGUCUCAACGGACUUCUCUGAGAAGAAUCAGUAUCGCCCUGCCCCGCUAGCCACGUCCAAGGACGAUGUUCUCAAUUCUCUACGAGCUCCCCGUGUACUUGCUAUGGCUUUCUACAACGACGAAGUAAUUGACCUGAUUGACGCGGCUACAAAUUUUCUCUUCCGAUAUAAAGGCCUCCCUGAAACGGAGGCGUUGGGCUGGAAACUGAUGUCGUAUUGGGUAACCAGCAAGUUUAACCAGUUUCGCAGCCACCUUCUCUCUGGUAGUGCUGACGCAGUGCUGGGUGUCCGGUCUGAAUUCUCGCGCAACGACGAGGAGUUGUUGGAGCUAUUGGAUCUCCGGGGUAAUCCCCAAGCUGGACCUGUCCAGACUCAUCGGGUGAGGCUGCUCUCUGACAACCCCAAGCGAGCCGAGCGCCCCCGUAAGCAGACUAGCAGCAUCGCUCAGGAAGUUCUGGCAGCUCUCCCUCGGCAAGCUGGAAAGCGGAUAUGCAUGAAAUUUCUCUCCAACAUGGGAUGUACCGGCAACACCGAAGGUGGGUGUUUUGACAGCAAGAGAGCGCAUUUUCGCCCAACUCAGCUUCCAGAAGUGGUUAAGAACUGCAUUGUGGAGAAGUUCAACGGUCUCAGCCCAGCAAACCAGGAUCUCUCACUAUUCCCACAACUUGAAGCCAUGUGUGACGUGUUUGGUCUCGUGCCACCCGUUCAAGAUCGUGAUGAACGCAACAUGGAUACAAACCAAGUCCGAUUUCUCUCUGCACUAGCCCAUCAGUCUCAGCUCACUUUGCCCGAGUUUGUCCGGCUUUUUCGAGGUCAGAGUGACGCUGAUCCACGCCCAAAAAGAGCUCUCCAUGAGUUGAAGUUACCACUGGAUCCUGAAGCUCAAAGUCUGAGCACAAGUUGGAACAACAUCGUGCGUCACAGAGUUCGCCCCCCCCCCGAAGAGCCGAUGGACGUCCGCAAAACCGCCAAGUCAAGUCCACCGACCUACGAAUCAUCACAUUUCAGUGGAUCACCUUGCCAAAGUCCGGAAACACAUUCGUAA